Molecule: messenger RNA, 1303 nt
Organism: Panicum virgatum (switchgrass)
Lineage: Eukaryota; Viridiplantae; Streptophyta; Magnoliopsida; Poales; Poaceae
Product: probable cytokinin riboside 5'-monophosphate phosphoribohydrolase LOGL10
Exons: 4
Coding region: 99-1097 (332 amino acids)
Source: RefSeq, a predicted model, not a curated record
UUGCCUGUCGGCUGUCGCUGCCUGGUCUGCUCUCUCUUGAGGCAUUCAAGCAGCAAGGGGGUGCGGAGCGACCGAGGACGCUCGGCCGCUCACCAUCCAUGGAAGCGGCGGCGGCGACAUCGGUCGGGGCCGGAGUCGGACCCCAGCCACGUCCCGCCCUGGGAUUCAGGCGCAGCCAGCUCCGGGUCCGGGCCCCAACCUGUUCGUGCCUGGGCACGCCCCGGCCGGCCUCGCGCCUACUCUGCGGCGGCGGGGGAGCCCGUCCCCGCGGCGCCAUCGCCGCGGCGUCUGGCGACCAGCGGCGGAAGCAGCAGCAGCUGGGAGAGCUCGAGGCGGAGGCCGGCUCCGUGUUGGGUCCUCCGAGGAGCAGCCCUCACGAGGUGAGGGAGGAGAUGGCGCGGUGCUUCGACCUCGUCCGCCGCCUCGGCCGGGGCGCCGUCUACCUCGGCUCCUCCAGGGUCCCGCCCACGCACCCGCACUUCCUCCAGACCGCCGAGCUCGCCAGAGAGAUAGCUCGGCUGCUUGACUGCACCACAUGGACCGGAGCCGGACCUGGCCUCAUGGACGCCGCCAUCCAAGGCGCCCUUGAGGCAGACAAGCCAAUCGGUGGCCUCAAGAUUGCCAAGGAAGCUGGUGAAUGGACAAGCUCAGGCUUCCAUCCUUACCUGCCUUCAGAGACCUACCUCACCUGCAGGUUCUUCUCGGCAAGGAAGCACGGACUGGUGGAUGCUGCUGUGCGGAGCAGCACUGCUGACAGAACGGCUGUGAUUGCAUUGCCAGGCGGGAUUGGGACACUGGACGAGUUGUUUGAGAUCAUGGCGCUGAUCCAACUGGAGAGGAUUGGGUCGACACUCCCGGUCCCAUUCUUGCUCCUCAACUAUGAUUCUUAUUACUCCAAGCUGCUGGACUUCCUGAAUGACUGCCAGGACUGGGGCACUGUGGCUCCAGGGGAAGUGGCGGCACUUUGGAAGGUUUGUCAUGGGAAUUAUGAAGCCCUGGAGUACCUGGCAGAGUUCUACAGUGUUCCUGCUGCCAAGAGAAAUUACCAAAUGUCACCACCAUUGAAGCAGCACAGUACUUCAUACGCCACGAGUUGAUGUUGGAAGCUUUUCACUAGAUUUAUCUCUUUUUUUUUCUUUGCCUCCCUUUUGAUUCUCUUCUGCACAGAACAGAUUGUCCUUGCUUCAGUUUUUACAAGUUCUUUGAGCGGAUCAUAUCAAGCCCUUGGAAGCAACAUUUCGAAGUAAAUGGUGGUGAUGAAUGCAAUCAAAGUUUGCAUGAGAUUAUUGUCUUUGUUUGAGCA